This is a messenger RNA of Eutrema salsugineum, 759 nucleotides long. RefSeq lists its product as uncharacterized. Gene Ontology annotation, molecular function: structural constituent of ribosome. The record is from RefSeq and is a predicted model, not a curated record. NCBI's taxonomy places the organism in Eukaryota, Viridiplantae, Streptophyta, Magnoliopsida, Brassicales, Brassicaceae. The transcript has 3 exons. Gene Ontology annotation, cellular component: mitochondrion. Bases 89 to 532 code for a protein of 147 amino acids.
AAACAUCUAGUUCUUCUCUCCUUCUCCUAAAACCUCAGUCGCCGAUCGGCCAGAAAUUCAACAGUGACGGAACAAAGAGAGAGAGAAAAUGGCGGCGAGCCUUGUGAAGAGAGCAGUCUCUAGAACCGAAACCCUCGGUGGUUUAAGACUCUCGUUCAAUCUCCUGAGAAAUUUCUCUGCGCCGGCGGCGUCUCCGUCGAGCGAAAAACCUAGCUCCGAAUCGAUUAAGCCUAAACGAAAGAAGAAGAAGAACCUAAUCGAGGUAGCUCAGUUCUUACCCAACUGGGGAAUCGGAUACCAUAUGGCUAAAGCUCACUGGAACGGAAUCUCUUAUGAAAUCACAAAGAUCAAUCUCUAUAAGGAUGGUAAGCAUGGGAAAGCUUGGGGGAUUGUUCACAAAGAUGGCUUGCGAGCUGCGGAAGCUCCAAAGAAGAUUAGUGGAGUUCACAAACGCUGCUGGAAGUAUAUUCCAAACCUAUCAAAGACCGCACCUGCAACAAACUCUGCAACCCCUGAAGUCCAAGCUUCCUGAUCGGUUACUUCUAUUGUUGUGGCUACCUCUCAUAAUCUUCAGGGACGAUCAUGUUCGGGUUCUGUGUUGACUUUACGCUUCUUGAGUUAAGAUUUUUUAAUGUGCCUGCAUCACUGAGCCUAGGAUUUUGCUAGUAUUAAGUAUGAACUUGUUCUGUAACGGAGGGAGUAUCGUAUUAUCUUGAUCUUGUUGUUUUGUCUAUGAGAUGUCCUGUGGUUCACAUAUCA